Molecule: messenger RNA, 1543 nt
Organism: Aspergillus pseudonomiae
Lineage: Eukaryota; Fungi; Ascomycota; Eurotiomycetes; Eurotiales; Aspergillaceae
Exons: 1
Coding region: 372-1388 (338 amino acids)
Source: RefSeq, a predicted model, not a curated record
UAGCUAGUCUCUCCCUCAAUUCCAUUCGAAAUUCUACCACUUCGCUCUCGAUUCCCCCUCCUUCAAUUUGUUCCCAACCAGUGACUCAGUUUAGUCUCCCUGGCUCAUAGAUACGCUUCAACAUUCCAUGGAACUGUAGUUACGACCCAAAGCGGGUGACAAAUGCCGCUACGGCUGCCGGGAUUCUCGACUUCUAUACCCCAGAUCCUCCACAUCUUUAGGACGACUGACGACUUGAACGACGGCACGACUUUUCUUCUUUAACCCCCGGUUUUACCAGCCAUAUUCUUCCCCGUUGGGAUAUCUUCGACACCAUCAAUCGACCGCAUAUUUUACCCUUGUCAGACGCACCCUGAGCGAACAAUUCCCCCAUGCCCGCUGGUGCAAUGGACGCCUUGGGGGCUUUCUCCCACCUCUCCGAUAAUUUACCCACAUGGAUUACCCGGAUCUCUGAUCUGGCCACCCACACCGCCGCCAAACAUGCCGAAUAUGCCGAGGCGUACAAGAAACUCGCCGUCACACCGGGGAGACCGCGUCGACGCAAGAAUAGCUCCGUGUGCUCCAUCCGGACCGACGACCUGCGGAAUGCCGUCACACAAUCGCCGCCCCCCGUAGAUGCACCGACCCAGAAAGACUCCGACACCCCCCAGCCCGCCCCCCAGGACCCGUCGACCCCGGCCCCGAACCCUCGAAAGCGUGGCACGGACGAAGCCCCCUCCGUGGCCUCCGAGGAGAACCCUUUUGUCAGCACCCGAUACAACCUAGUGAUCCAUUACGACGGGGAGACGCAGAAGUCGCUGGAGGAAAUGGUGCGGGUUAUCGGGACGGCCAGAAACAACAUUCGGAGGGGAAAGAUGUCCCAGAUGGGCGCCAUGCGUAGUAGUGCUCUGAACAAACCCUCGCGCAUGAACAGCCCGCCGCUUCCUCCUUCCGCGGAUGGUUCUGAUGAUCAGUUGCUGUCCCAGAUCCGCAGCACCCGGAAUCGGGGGCCUCCGCCGCAGGCCCGGGUGAUGGCGAAGAAUUCCCCCUUUGAGAUGGCAGAUCGACAGUUGGAGUUGGCUCAUAGUUUGUGUGAGACGGCGGCUUACCAGUUCCUCCGGGUGGGCGACUGCUCGGAAGAACUACAGGGGGUGCUGGAUAAAUUCAAAGCGCUGCUCGAACUGGCCACGGGUGAAGUGCGACGUCUCACGGAGGAACAGGAAAAGGAACGUGCCGCGAAGGAGAACGAGGCUCCACACGUGGAAUCUAUACAGUUGACAGUUAGCCCCGGGAGCAACAAGGUGCCGACAUCAGAUAUCGGAGCGAUCGAGGUGGACGACGGGACGGAAUCCGAAGAAUCGAUUGACUUAUCUACGUUCCGAGCCCGACGAAUGAUGAUGAGGGCUUAGACACUACAUACCGUGUUGCGAUGCAAUACGCAGCGGCGGCAUAAUCGUCUCCGCGGAUACUACGCCGCAGAGCGUGCCUUGGAGCGGCAUCUUUGAUUCGAGUUGUUUUAGCGAUGAUACCUAACCCCUCCCUUCAUUGAGGUUUUGAGAAUCAC